This is a messenger RNA of Phoenix dactylifera (date palm), 763 nucleotides long. The record is from RefSeq and is a predicted model, not a curated record. Lineage: Eukaryota; Viridiplantae; Streptophyta; Magnoliopsida; Arecales; Arecaceae.
UUCUCUGAGAGAGAGAGAGAGAGCGAGAGAGAGAGAGAGAGAUGGGAAGGUCAAGGAUGGAGGAGACCAGGUGCAAGAGGCACCCAAAGCACCAGUCCAAAGGGGUGUGCCCCUUCUGCCUCCGAGAGAGGCUCUCCGGCCUCCUCGCAGCCUCAUCUUCUAGGACCUACGCUUGUUCAUCGACGGUCUCUUCGUCCCCUUACUCUUCUGACUCCGACCUCUCGUCAUCGGCCACCACUCCUCCCUACCAUGAUCUGAAGAGAGCGAAGCUUUCUCUUCUGUUCAAGGCGAGAGGUGAUGGUGGUCGGUUGGUCGGUAUCAGCGAGCCGCUGACAAAGAGCCGAUCUCUAGCUUUUGCAGUGGUCGGUAAUCGGAAGAAGGAGGACAAGGAGGACGAGAAAGAAGAGAAGGAGAAAGGGAAAGAGGAGGAGAAGAAGAAGAAGAAAAGAAAGUUUUGGUCCAAGUUGUUUGGUGGCUCCUGGAGGUCGGGUGAGGUUGGUGGUGUUUCAUUGCACUCCAGGACCGUCAAGGAGAAGUCCUUCUCAUUUGUGUGACAAGCUGUCCUUGUUCUUGGUUAGUUUUCAAUUUUAUUUUUUCUUUUUUCAUUUGAUAACACCAUACAGGUUGCCAUAGUGUAUAGAUCAAGGAAAGAUCGAUGAAUUUAUUCGAUUUCUUUUUUUGUUUGGUGGUGAUCAAUGUCGGAAAUAAUGGUGUUAAUGGAGGCCUGCUGCCUGCAUAUUAUUUUAUGUUAAUAUUUGGAAUU